AUGUCUGCGCACCGCAUCAUAACCCAGAUCGUCUUAGUAGGCAGCCGAGUUCUCGGUCGCGCCUUCGCCGAAGCCUAUAAGCAAGCACAAGCUUCUUCUAAUUACGCCCGCGCGCAAGCGAAAAUCAACCCGAAUGCGCCGUCGGCUCGAGCAAGCCUCUCCAGUGGCAUGACCUUAGACGAGGCAUGCAAGAUCUUAAACGUUAAGCCGCCUCAGGGAGGCAAGGCGAAUAUGGAGGAGGUCAUGUCCCGGUUCAAGAAACUAUUCGACCAGAAUGAUCCGCAGAAGGGAGGCAGCUUCUACCUACAGAGUAAAAUUUUGAGAGCGAGAGAGCGAAUAGAAGUCGAGGUCGGACCUGCUAUGGAAAAAGCUGCACAGGAGGCGGAAGCAAAAGAGGGAUGGAAGCCGAAGGUGUACAAGGACCGGUAG
Messenger RNA from Annulohypoxylon maeteangense, 429 nucleotides. RefSeq names its product protein transporter. Bases 1 to 429 code for a protein of 142 amino acids. Gene Ontology annotation, biological process: protein import into mitochondrial matrix. Gene Ontology annotation, cellular component: TIM23 mitochondrial import inner membrane translocase complex. The record is from RefSeq and is a predicted model, not a curated record. The transcript is spliced from 2 exons. Lineage: Eukaryota; Fungi; Ascomycota; Sordariomycetes; Xylariales; Hypoxylaceae.